AUGGAUGCCGUUGAACAGCACGACGCUUUUUUCAACUCCUUCAACCUGGUGAGAGGCCCCUGUCUAGGGAGGGGUUCCUUAGGAGAGGUUGUUCUGGCCUCGGCCAAACACAACUCGUCGUUGAAGGUGGCGGUGAAAAUCGUAUCUUUUUUUGAGUCGGAGGAGUGUGAAAGCGACUUUCUCUAUGAAGUCGGCUUCCUGCGUGAUCUGCGCCACCCCCGCAUCCUCAAGAUGAUAGCGUUUGCUAUGGAUGAUCACUACGGCUUCAUGUUGUCGACAUACUUCAAGAACGGCACACUUUUCGACACCAUGUCGUCCGACCCCCCUGUGGAAGAACCACGGAUCCUCCGACACAUUCUCGACGUGGCCAGCGCUCUGCAGUACAUCCACGGUCUCCACAUCUUCCACCAAGACGUCAAGCCCAGAAACAUUCUCUUGGAUGACCAGGAUCGUGCUGUCCUGGCAGACUUCGGACUGGCAAGACAGGCAAACGACAGCUCCGCGAUGGUGAUGAAGUGGGAGACUACACCCGGCUAUUACGGACCCGAGACAAGGAAAAGGCGGCCUAUGAGUCCUUUCAAGGAUACGCAUCGUGUGCGGAGACUAUCAUCGUUUCAUAUCACCGAAGUUGCAAGACACAGCAUGGAUGCCGUUGAACAGCACGACGCUUUUUUCAACUCCUUUAACCUGGUGAGAGGCCCCUGUCUAGGGAGUGGCGCCUUAGGAGAUGUUGUUCUGGCCUCGGCCAAACACAACUCGUCGUUGAAGGUGGCGGUGAAAAUCGUAUCUUUUGAGACGGAGGAGUGUGUAAGCGACUUUCUCUCUGAAGUCGGCUUCCUGCGUGAUCUGCGCCACCCCUGCAUCCUCAAGAUGAUAGCGUUUGCUAUGGAUGAUCACAACGGCUUCAUGUUGUCGACAUACUUCAAGAACGGCACACUUCGCGACACCAUGUCGUCCGACCCCCCUGUGGAAGAACCACGGAUCCUCCGACACAUUCUCGACGUGGCCAGCGCUCUGCAGUACAUCCACGGUCUCCACAUCUUCCACCAAGACGUCAAGCCGAGAAACAUCCUCUUGGAUGACCAGGAUCGGGCUGUUCUGGCAGACUUUGGACUGGCAAGACAGGCAAGCGACAGCUCCGCGAUGCUGGAUAUGUACAGCCUGGGAGUGUCCAUGUGGAUGCUGAUCUACAGGCAACGCUCAGAAGGCAUCAAAGACCUCUUGGCCUUCUCAGACCAGUGUAAAGACGUUAAGGAGCCUUAUAGGAGGAUCUUACGCCAGCUGCUGCGUAAGGACCCCAACAAACGCUGGAGCGCCGCCGAUCUGUUGAGGUUCUGCGUGUGGAACUCACUCUGCGCACCUUCACUGAUGAGCAGCCACUGA
Messenger RNA from Aplysia californica (California sea hare), 1383 nucleotides. Its product is annotated as aurora kinase A-like. The transcript is spliced from 3 exons. The record is from RefSeq and is a predicted model, not a curated record. Lineage: Eukaryota; Metazoa; Mollusca; Gastropoda; Aplysiida; Aplysiidae. Bases 1 to 1383 code for a protein of 460 amino acids. Gene Ontology annotation, molecular function: protein kinase activity; ATP binding. Gene Ontology annotation, biological process: protein phosphorylation.